Mucor velutinosus is the source of this 1698-nucleotide messenger RNA. RefSeq lists its product as uncharacterized. The transcript has 2 exons. NCBI's taxonomy places the organism in Eukaryota, Fungi, Mucoromycota, Mucoromycetes, Mucorales, Mucoraceae. Bases 1 to 1698 code for a protein of 565 amino acids. Gene Ontology annotation, cellular component: membrane. Gene Ontology annotation, molecular function: beta-N-acetylhexosaminidase activity. The record is from RefSeq and is a predicted model, not a curated record. Gene Ontology annotation, biological process: carbohydrate metabolic process; glycosaminoglycan metabolic process.
AUGAAACUACUCUCCUUAGUUGCUGUUUGCGCCUUGGUUUCUGCUGGCAUUGAGGCCAAAACGUUCCUGUUUCCUAUUCCUCAAGACGUUGCAUGGUCCGGUACUAGCGCCAUCGUCUCUAGCAAUUUCAAAUUUCAGGGCAUUCAAAACAAGCUUGUGCAAGCUGCUGCCGAUCGCUAUUUGGCCUUGAUCAAGAAGGAACAGUGGGUUCCUGUUCAAGUCCCUACUGACAACUCUACUGUUAAAUUGACCCGCAACGAGAUUCAAGGUAUCAACUUUCAAAUAUCUGACAAUACUGUUAAAUUGGAUGUCGAUGUCGAUGAGUCCUACAAUUUGGUUGUUCCUGAAUUGGGUGGUUUUGCUAAUGUGCGUGCCGAAACUUGGGUGGGUGCACUCCGUUCUCUGGAAACCUUUUCUCAAUUAGUUGUCUCUGAAGGCGACAAGUUGGUUGCUCACACUGCCAACAUCACUGACGCUCCUUCUUAUGGCCAUCGUGGUAUCUUGCUUGAUACAUCUCGCAAUUACUAUCCAGUGGAUGAUAUCUUGCGUGUGCUGGAUGCUCAAGCUUACAACAAGAUGAAUGUAUUACAUUGGCAUGCAACCGACUCCCAAUCAUGGCCGUUGUAUUUCAAAAGCCAUCCUGAACUCUCUGAAAAGGGUGCUUAUUCUAGCAAGGAAGUUUAUACUCAAGCAGAUGUGCAAAAGAUCCUUUCUUAUGCCGAGGCUCGUGGUAUCAGAGUCGUCUUGGAAGUCGAUAUGCCAGCUCACACAGCUACCAUUGGCGAGUCUCAUCCUGACUACAUGAUUUGUACAGACCAGUUCUGGGCUGCUUAUGCCGCAGAGCCUCCUGCAGGUCAACUGAAUCCUAUCAAUGACAAAGCCUUUGGUCUCGUUAAGGAUAUUGUCAAGGAAGCUACUCAGACUUUCCCCGACACGCUGUAUCACACUGGUGGUGAUGAAAUCAACACUGCUUGUUAUGAAUUGGACGCUGGUAUCAAGGAAUAUAGCAAGAAAAACAAUUUGACCACACAUGAGAUCUGGUUUGAGUGGACCAAUAAGUUGUUGGCAUUUGUCAACAAUGAGACCAACAAGCGUCCAAUUAUUUGGGAAGAUCCUAUCAAGGAUGGCGGAAGCUACCCCAAGAACACGAUUGUCCAGUCCUGGGUAAAGCCUCCUGCCGUUUACACUGAGCUUGGCUAUGAUGUGAUCGUCAGCAACUAUGAUUACUUUUAUCUUGAUUGCGGUCAUGGCGGUUGGGUUGGUAAUGAUGAGCGUUAUAUCAGUCCUACUCAAACUGAAACUGCUACUGAUACUUUCAACUAUGGUGGCGUUGGUGGCUCCUGGUGUGCUCCUUUCAAGACAUGGCAACGUAUUUACAGUUUCGAUAUGACUUACGGCAUUGAUAAGGCCCAUAAGGGUAAGGUUUUGGGUGGUGAAGUUGCCAUGUGGGCUGAACAAACUGGCCCAACUGUCAUUGAUGGACGUCUCUGGCCUCGCUCUGCUGCUGCUGCUGAGGUCUACUGGUCCGGCUCUUAUGACAAUAAAGGCGCUAGACGUACUGUCAAGACUGUAUCUGAACGUUUCUACGAUUGGGUCUUCCGUUUACAAGCUCGUGGCAUUGACGCUGAACCCGUUCAGCCUAAAUACUGUGCUCGUCACCCUGGUGCUUGUGAUCUUAAUGAUCCUCAUGCCAAAUAA